GCACGUGUUUCACUUAAAAGGAUGAACAAAUUUAUGAAUGCGGAUGAGCUGGAUCCCAAUAGUGUUUCAAGAGACUGUAGAGAGAAUAAGCCAAUUGUAAUUGAGAAUGGAACCUUUGCAUGGGGUCAUGGGGAAGAUGAUAGUCAAGCAGUGGUUAAGGGCAUCAAUAUGAGUAUUUCCGAGGGCUCCUUGGUCGCUGUGGUUGGGAGUGUUGGAGCAGGCAAAUCCUCCCUCUGCUCAGCCAUUCUUGGAGAGAUGGAAAAAAAGUCUGGAAGAGUCAAUGUUAAGGGCCACAUUGCAUUUGUGCCUCAACAAGCCUGGAUCCAAAAUGCCACAUUGGAGAAUAAUAUACUUUUCAUGAUGGCAAAGAAAAAGGAUCACUACAAUGCAUGUAUUAAUGCAUGUGCAUUACAGUCAGAUUUGGAAAUGCUUCCUGGAGGUGAUCAAACUGAAAUAGGGGAGAAAGGCAUCAACCUGAGUGGUGGGCAGAAGCAGCGAGUCAGUCUUGCUCGUGCUGUAUAUGCCGAUGCUGACAUCUACCUCCUUGAUGACCCUCUCAGUGCUGUGGACUCUCAUGUGGGCAAGCACAUAUUUGAACAAGUGAUUGGACCUACAGGCCUCUUGAAGAAAAAGACUCGUGUGUUAGUGACCCAUGGGUUGACAUAUCUGCCUCAGGUGGAUAAGAUAAUUGUCUUAAAUAAUGGAAGUAUCACUGAAGAAGGAACCUACAAAGAGUUACUGGAAAGAAAAGGAAAAUUCCAAGAGUUCCUCCUUCAGUAUUUAUCAGAGGCAUCAGAAGAUGAAGCCUUGGAAGAUCUGGAAGGCAUUCGGCUACAGUUGGAGAGUUCUCUGGGAAAAGAGAUAAUAGAGAAGCAACUGUGCCAACAGAAGGAGAGUGAAACCGAAGUCAAUGCAGAGCGGGGCAACAAAGAUGGUCAUCGACGUGGUAGUAAAAAGACAAGUGAAUCAGAGAUGGGAAAGUCGUCUGUGAAUCCCAUAUCAGAAAAGAAGCCUGGAAAUAAAAUUAUUGAUGUGGAGAAGGCUGAGACUGGCAAGGUUGAGUUUAGUGUAUAUUGGUAUUACAUCAAAGCUAUUGGCAUUUUGUCCACCGUGUUGACUCUUUUAUUUCAUAUAAUUUCUCAAGCCUGUACUUUGGGCUCAAAUAUUUGGCUUUCCAUAUGGGCUGAGGAUACCUCCAGUGAUCCAAAAACAAGAGACAUGUACCUAGGGGUCUAUGGAGCUUUAGGUAUUGGACAAGCACUUUUCAUCCUUGGCGGAGCAUUUUCCUUAUCGUUCGGUGCUGUUGAUGCUGCAGCCAAACUGCAUGUGGAUAUUCUUCACAGUGUCAUGCAUUUGCCAAUGCACUUCUUUGAUACCAAUCCUAUUGGGCGUUUGAUUAAUAGAUUUGGCAAGGAUGUUGACACUUUGGAUAAUGUUUUACCUUGGAGUCUUCGCUCAUGGUUAUUAUGCUUCUUCACGGUGGCGUCGACAUUCUUGGCAAUAAUUUACUCUACUCCCAUCUUUGUUGUGGUUAUGGUGCCAACCAUAAUAAUCUACUACCUUGUGCAAGUUUUGUAUGUGACCACAUCGAGACAGCUUAAGCGGAUUGAGUCUGUUUCACGUUCUCCCAUCUACUCUCAUUUCCAGGAGAGCAUACAAGGGGCCUCCACUAUCCGGGCAUACAGCAAGGAGCAAGAGUUUAUAUUAGAAUCUGAAAAGAAAGUUGACUUGAAUCAAGUUUGUUAUUUCCCAAGUGUCAUGGCUAACAGAUGGUUAGCAGUUCGCCUGGAGACCAUUGGCAACAUAUUGACAUUUUCCGCAGCUUUAUUUGCUGUCAUGGGCCGAGGUAGAAUCAGCGGUGGAAUAGUAGGAUUGUCUGUCAGCUAUGCACUUUCCGUAACACAAACUCUAAACUGGCUGGUUCGUAUGUCGUCUGAUGUAGAGACCAACAUAGUAGCUGUAGAGCGCAUCAAAGAAUACUCAGAGACUCCACAGGAAGCACCUUGGGAAAUACCCAGUAAUAAACCUCACCAGGAAUGGCCUGAAGCUGGAGUUGUGGAAUUCAACAAGUAUUCUACCAGAUAUCGCGAAGGGCUUGAUUUGGUGGUGAGAGACAUUAAUUGUAAAAUAACAAAAGGUGAAAAGAUUGGAAUUGUUGGCAGAACAGGUGCUGGUAAGUCAUCAUUGACUCUAGCUUUGUUCCGGAUCAUAGAAGCAGCUGGAGGUAACAUUGUCAUUGACAAUGUCAAUAUUUCUAAGAUAGGCCUUCAUGAUUUACGCUCGCGGCUGACUAUAAUUCCUCAGGAUCCUGUGCUGUUUAGUGGGACACUGCAGAUGAAUCUUGAUCCCUUUCAUAAAUAUGAUGAUGCUAAAGUGUGGUCAGCACUGGAACAAUCCCACCUUAAAGAAUUUGUAUCUGGUCUACCAAAUGGUCUUCAGCACCAAGUAUCAGAAGGUGGUGAAAACCUCAGUGUUGGUCAGAGACAGUUAGUCUGUCUUGCUCGAGCUAUUCUACGUAAAACACGUGUUCUGGUCUUGGAUGAAGCCACAGCUGCAGUUGACUUGGAGACUGAUGAUCUCAUUCAGCAGACCAUACGACGAGAGUUUGCCAGUUGUACUGUCAUUACCAUUGCCCACAGACUCAACACUAUUAUGGACUCAACAAGGAUUGUAGUGCUGGACAGAGGAGAGAUAAAAGAAUUUGACACCCCUGCAACCCUCCUAAAUAAUAAGAAUUCGAUCUUCUAUGGGUUGGCCAAAGAUGCUGGUCUUGUUUGAUAAUACAUACCUUACAUAGCUACACAAUGAGUCUGAUAUAUAUAAAUUCAGUGUUGAAUAUUGUACUUAUUAUGAAAUGCAAUACUUUCCUGUAUAAUACAAAUUAACAGGCAUGGUUUCAGAAUUAAAAUGAAAAGAUGUGUUUACUAAUUUUCAUCAUUACACUGAAGCCUUUUUGUCAUCCAUGCUUCUUCAUAAUGAAGUCUAGAUACUCAGAUGAGUUGGACAUGCAUUUUUGCAUACAUGAUCCAUUUCAUUUCACACUAUACAUAAAACAGACUGAAAAAAUAGAUUACAGUAGUCUAUCAUAAAUUUAAUGAAAUGUUUUUUUAGUAAUUGUUUUUACCGGGAAGACUCUCUCCAGGAAAGCUAUAAUCGUAAUUUAUGCAAGAUUGCUUACUUAGCUUUGUAAUUCAGACUUUGCAGAAAUAAAUUUCAAGUGGAAGAGAAAGUCAUUAGUGAAAACAGUGAUACCAUUACACACUAUAGGUAUUUUUCUGCCUUUGUCAAUACUUUUGGAUUACUUGAGCCUGUUAAUUAAUGGCUGUAAACUGAGCAUACGACAGGUGAAUCUCAAGGUGCUUAGAUAAUUAAACAUUUCUUCAUUAGAGAAACAUACAAGAAAUGAUGCUUUUGAAUGGAAAUAUUUACUUUGUUUUAACUAAGAAUAAUUUCUUUAGAAGUCAUGUAGAUUUUUAGUUAUUGUUCAUACCUUUCUUACCAAUUUUUUAUUUUAUUAACACAUCGGCCAUUUCCCACCAAGGCAGGGUGGCCCAAAAAAGAGAAACUUUCAUCAUUCACUCCAUCACUGUCUUGCCACAGGCAUGCCUACACUACAGUUAUAAAACUGCAACAUUAACACCCCUCUUUCAGAGUGCAGACACUGUACUUCCCAUCUCCAGGACUCAAGUCUGGCCUGCCAGUUUCCCUGAACCCCUUCAUAAAUGUUACCUUGCUUACACUCCAACAGCACAUCAAGACCUGAAAACCAUUUGUCUCUAUUCACUCCUGUCUAACACACUAACGCACGCUUGCUGGAAGUCCAAGCCCCUCGCACGCAAAACCUCCUUUACUCCCUCCCUCCACCCUUUCCUAGGCUGACCCCUACCCCUUCCCUCCACUACAGAAUUUUAUAAUCUUGAAGUCAUUCUAUUUCAUUCCAUCUUCUCUACAUGUCCAAACCAUCUCAGUAACCCCUCCUCAGCUCUCUGGAUAAUAGUUUUGGUAAUCCCACACCUCCUCCUAAUCUCCAAACUGUGGAUUCUCUGCAUUAUAUUCACACCACACAUUGCCCUCAGACAUGACAUCGCUGCCUUCAGCCUUCUCCUUGCUGCAACAUUCUUAUCAAUAGUUUGGUUAAUUUAAUUUUUUUUAAUAAAUUAUUAAUUGGGCAACAAACUUCAUAACAUCACCCUAAUCUCACCCUAAUCUUAAUGACAAAUGACUUAGCAAGCCUAACCAGCCUGGCUAAAAAAAAAGCAGCUCAUUCCAGCCUGGCAGAAUUCCAUGCAAUCUUGGGACAAAGUUGCACUAAAUUGUAUGUGAGAACAUGUGAUGCACAUUUUGUACCAUGCUUCAGAGCUGUUGUUAUGUUCUACUUCAGCUAUCAUAAGUUUUAAAUGGGAAUCAGGUGAUAAAGAUUGCAGUGGUGUGUAGACUAAGAGCAAGAGCAUUUGUUUAGACAAAUAGUUAGCUCACUAUUCACUGAUUCAGGCCAGAAACCACGUACGGCAAUGCUACUGUCAUUAUACUACUGUGAUUCUUGUCUCUUGCUGGACUUGCUUUAUGUUGCCUUAGUGCAUCAAGUACAGUAUAUUGUUUUAAUGGUAUUAAUACUGAAAUUCAAUGAAAGGAAGUUAAAAAAUUGUCUUGGAGUCCAAAAAAUCUCAAGCCUAAUUCCAGAAAAUUCUUUGAUUUUGCUAGUACCAAGCUGAAAAUUCCCUUAACAUAUCAGCUUAAGUAUCAGCUUGAUGUAAUAUUAAAAUUUCAUGAAGUCUUAAAGAAGUGAUAAGAUACAGUACUAGUUUUGGGGAAUAGGUUGACUUGGUUGAUGUGGAACUUGAAGAUGAGUUACCUGUUAAACAUACAGAUUGCAAGGAAGUGUAAACUAGUGUGGGGUCAUUUGAAUUAUAAUAUCCAUGUGCUUCUUGUAAGAAAGCUAUUUCAGUGAGCAAUGUGAUUGUUGCCUUCUUUUGAUCACACUAUUAUAAUAGGUAAUGAUUGUUGUUAAAAAAAAGUACAAGUUACAAGGGAACCAUGAAAUGAUUGCUGUCCAUUUGACCACUGAGAUGUUGCAUAGUUUUAAAGGCAGUAUAGUAUAUACUUAUCAAACAUGUCAUUUCUACUUGCCUCUGAGGUACUGUAAGUGUUGCACUGUUUCUGUUAUUAUUACUGGUGGUGUACCUAGAUUCUCAUGAGGAAUUUCACUUUAUGGUUAUUGUAAACUCGUUAGGACAGUUAUUAAAUGUGUAACCAAUGAUAGGGGUUUACUCUGGAGUGACAAUUACUACUGUUCUAACAUUAUGGUAUGUGUGUGUCACUCAGGGUAUGAAACCAAGAGUGAUGCAUCAUCAAAUGUAGUACCAUGUUAUGCAAGUGUCAUUGAGGUGCAGAAUACUUAGUAAGAAAAAGACAUUGCCUCUUUGAACAUUGUCCUGCUAAAGGUUUUCUGUACCUGUUACAUAAAUUUUAGAUUGUAGAAAAUCCUUUAUCAUUAAUAUAAAAUAGUGAUAAUAAACGAAUCCAAAUUUA
Messenger RNA from Cherax quadricarinatus, 5529 nucleotides. RefSeq names its product multidrug resistance-associated protein 1. Gene Ontology annotation, cellular component: membrane. Gene Ontology annotation, biological process: transmembrane transport. The record is from RefSeq and is a predicted model, not a curated record. Lineage: Eukaryota; Metazoa; Arthropoda; Malacostraca; Decapoda; Parastacidae. Gene Ontology annotation, molecular function: ATP hydrolysis activity; ATP binding; ABC-type transporter activity.